GCUCAAUAUAUACCAUCCUAAUUCAUCAAUUCCCUACCAAGUUUUCGGUUGCUUUUGAUCCUUCUCUGUGAGACCAAGCCUCUCGUAAAAAAAGACAAUGGGGCUCUCAAAGACAUUCUCUGCUUCGGAUGUGUCUGUCCACUCCACCUUUGCCUCUCGCUAUAUCCGAGACAAGCCCGCUAAGUACAAGAUGCCGGAGAAUUCGACACCAAAGGAGGUGGCGUACCAGGUGAUCAGUGACGAGCUGAUGCUUGAUGGGAAGCCAAGGCUGAACUUGGCGUCGUUUGUGACGACAUGGAUGGAGCCAGAGUGUGAUAAGCUCAUCAUGGACUCCAUGAACAAGAACUACGUCGACAUGGAUGAGUACCCUGUCACAACUGAGCUUCAGAAUCGGUGCGUGAACAUGAUAGCAGAUCUUUUCAAUGCACCACAUAAAGAGUCUGAUGAGGCUGCCACCGGAACCGGAACAGUCGGGUCAUCGGAGGCCAUCAUGCUGGCAGGUCUCGCAUUCAAGAGGAAGUGGCAGAAUAAGAGGAAGGCUGAAGGAAAACCCUAUGACAGGCCCAACAUCGUUACUGGUGCCAAUGUGCAGGUAUGCUGGGAGAAAUUUGCUAGGUAUUUUGAAGUAGAACUGAAGGAAGUGAAGGUGACGGAAGACUAUUAUGUAAUGGACCCUGUGAAAGCUGUGGAAUUGGUAGAUGAAAACACCAUCUGCGUUGCUGCUAUCUUGGGUUCAACUUACAAUGGAGAGUUCGAAGAUGUCAAGCUCUUGAAUGAUCUUUUGCUAGAGAAGAAUAAGCAAACUGGAUGGGAUACCCCAAUUCAUGUCGAUGCUGCUAGUGGUGGAUUCAUAGCGCCAUUCUUGUAUCCCGAGUUAGAAUGGGAUUUCCGUCUUCCACUGGUGAAGAGCAUCAAUGUGAGUGGUCAUAAAUAUGGUCUUGUGUAUGCUGGAGUUGGGUGGAUCAUUUGGAGGUCCAAAGAAGACUUGCCCGAAGACCUAAUUUUUCACAUCAAUUAUCUGGGAGCUGAUCAACCCACCUUCACCCUCAAUUUCUCUAAAGGGUCGAGUCAAAUCAUUGCUCAAUACUAUCAACUUAUCCGACAGGGUUUUGAGGGAUACCGCAACAUCAUGGAAAACUGUCACAACAAUGCCAUGGUGUUGAAGGCAGGGCUGGAAAAGACAGAGCGCUUCAAAAUCUUGUCGAAGGACAUCGGGGUUCCAGUGGUGGCCUUUUCUUUGAAAGACAGAAGCCACUACGAUGAGUACAUGGUGUCUGAGCAUUUGCGUCGUUUUGGCUGGAUUGUGCCGGCAUAUUCUAUGCCGGAGGAUGCUAAGCACGUUGCGUUGCUCCGUGUUGUGAUAAGGGAAGACUUCUCUCGCACUCUAGCUGAGCGUCUUGUGCUCGACAUCACCCAUGUCUUGAAAGAGCUCGACAAACUGCCGCUGCCAUCAGUCAGUCCAAAUGGUGGUGAUGACCAAGUGUGUAUUAAUGGCGGCAUAUGCAAUGGAAACAUGAACACUUUGGUGGCGAAAAAGAAAUUUUCUGAUAUUGAUUUAAAGGAAGAGGAUUGCAUCCCUAAACUGGCGAAGAGUGCUUAAUGCUGCAAGUGGUAUGGAGUACGUACUGAUCGAAAGGCGUGGCUCCAGACAAGUGUCUAAGAGAGUUUUGUUUGUUUAAUUAGGUUUUUUCUUUUUGGCCGAUCUUACUAAUAAAUAAUUUGAGUCAUAUUAGUUUUUCGGCCUAAGUUAAGUAUUGAUUAGUUUAAACUUGUUUUAAACUUUUAAGUGCAAGUGGUUUGGUGUGGGAUGUGCUGCCUCUAUUUUAUCUUAUCGAUCGUGUUGUAACUCUAACUUUUUUAAUCUUUUGGUUUUGUUAGUUUUUUUUU
Messenger RNA from Rosa chinensis, 1887 nucleotides. RefSeq names its product glutamate decarboxylase 4. Gene Ontology annotation, biological process: L-glutamate catabolic process. The transcript has 6 exons. Gene Ontology annotation, molecular function: pyridoxal phosphate binding; glutamate decarboxylase activity. Gene Ontology annotation, cellular component: cytosol. Lineage: Eukaryota; Viridiplantae; Streptophyta; Magnoliopsida; Rosales; Rosaceae. The coding region runs from base 98 to 1600 and encodes 500 amino acids. The record is from RefSeq and is a predicted model, not a curated record.